Messenger RNA from Cylicocyclus nassatus, 1088 nucleotides. NCBI's taxonomy places the organism in Eukaryota, Metazoa, Nematoda, Chromadorea, Rhabditida, Strongylidae. The record is from the annotation of a GenBank genome assembly.
GAACGCUUUGGUUGUGCCGACAUGUGUACUACUGCUAUCGUGACAGUUACCUGGUUCAUAGCAAAUGUACAUUGUCUAGACAACACAGGCCAAGAAACAAAGUUCGCCGCAAAGAAAGAGAUUCAAGACGAAGAGCACCUCAAGCAGCAUCUUCAUGACAAAAUAGAUGUAGAGAAUAUGACAGAAGAGCAAAAACGAUUCCACUACUUUUCCAUCCAUGACUUGAACAGGGAUACUAAAUUAGAUGGCUUAGAGGUCAUCAAGUCCAUGUAUCACUAUCACGAAAAAGAAGAGAAAAAUGCACCGAAACCGAUGACUGAUGAAGCGAUAGAGACUAUAAUCGACGAUGUUUUGAAACACUUUGACAAAAAUUUGGAUGGCUACAUUGAGUACAAUGAAUAUGUGGCCGUAAUGACGAAAGAGGAGUUAAGUCUUGCUAUCAGUUUCGGUGGUAUGCGUGCCGCCGCUGUUGUCACAAUCACCUGGCUUAUCAGCGCAAAUGUUCAUUGUGUUGGCAGCACCUAUUUUGCACGCAAUGAAGAAAUUCAUGAUGAAGGGCAUAUUAAGCAACAUCUACAAGACAAGAUUGAGAUAGAAAAGAUGACAGAGGAACAAAAACGGUUUCAUUAUUUCUCAAUGAACGAUUUGGAUCAUGAUAAUAGAAUUGAUGGCACGGAGAUAUUAAAAGCUCUGACACAUACACACGAAGGGGAUACAGGUCUUGGUACUCCCGUACAAAAUGAAGAUGACAUGAUUUCCAUGAUAGAUGCUGUACUUGCGGACAUGGAUUUGAAUGGAGAUGGAUAUGUUGACUACGCUGAGUACUUGAAAAGGACAGGCACCUAAUGCCCAAGGAUUUGCACUCUAAUUCUUCUUUCAUAGUUCGUUUAGUGUUUUACAGUAUUACGCAACGGAUAUGAAUCUAAAGUUUAAAGUGGCCAAGCUACAAUGCUAACUUGAAAAAUCUCAUAAAAGGUAUAAAUGAAUCUAAUCUGCAUGGGUAUACAAAAAAUUUGUUCUAUAGCAACCAUUCACAAAGAAUGACAAUACUCGACUGUAUUGUACAAUAUUCGCAUCGACAUUACCAC